Molecule: messenger RNA, 2210 nt
Organism: Hyla sarda
Lineage: Eukaryota; Metazoa; Chordata; Amphibia; Anura; Hylidae
Product: E3 ubiquitin/ISG15 ligase TRIM25-like
Exons: 1
Coding region: 357-2135 (592 amino acids)
Molecular function (GO): protein binding; zinc ion binding
Source: RefSeq, a predicted model, not a curated record
UCCAGCCUUCGGAACAGUUUGUUCCAAACGCUGAGCAGCAGAGUACCCCUUUAAAGUAAAGUCACAGUUCACCAAAACCCUGACUACAGUGUAAGGGAACUGUGUAAGGGAACAGCUUCAUUUGAAAAGGACAUUAUAGGGUUCACAAAGGGACUCUGAGUUACACCACCUAACACAUCAAGGACUACUACCCACAUCAUACCAACCCACUCAUACAACUCUCCUAGUUCUCCACAUUCUCAACUAGAUUAUAGGGUUAAUAGACAGCUCUCAGCCGCAGGUUGUGUAAUAUCCUAUCUGCUGGAACGCCCCUAUGAAAUACACUUUCAGUUUCUAUUCUUGUAAAUCCAGAAGCCAUGGCGUCUGCUGAUCUGAGUGACGAGCUGCUCUGCUCCAUCUGUCUGAGCACUUUUACAGCUCCUGUAACCCUGAGAUGUGGACACAACUUCUGCCGGGACUGUAUUGAUCAGGUCCUGAAUACACAGGACGGGUCUGGAGUUUAUUCCUGUCCUGAAUGUAGAGAACAGUCCCAGGAGCGGCCAACACUGAUAAAGAACAUAACUCUACAUAAUGUAGCAGAACGUUUCCGAUCUACUCAGCCACGUCAGAAGGAGAUCACCGGGAUCUACUGCACUUACUGUGUGGACUCUCCUGCACCUGCUGUGAGAUCCUGUCUGAUGUGUGAGGCUUCUCUGUGUGAUAAACACCUGAAAGUUCACAGCAAGGGACCAGAUCAUGUCCUGACUGAUCCUAGAACUUCCCUGGAGAACAGGAAAUGUCCCAUCCAUAAGAAGAUCCUGGAAUAUUACUGUACUGGGGACAAUACUUGUAUCUGUGUGUCCUGCAGUUUGAUUGGAAACCACAGAGGACAUAACAUAGAGUCUCUAGAUUUGGCCUCUGAGGAGAAGAAGAAGAAGCUGAGAAAUGUUCUGCAGAUUCUGAUCACAAAGAGAGAGAAGACUGAGGAAAGAGUCCGGAGUCUGGAGGAACGCUGGAGAAAAGCUCAAGAAAAAUCAUCUGGAGAAGCGGAGAGAGUCACUGCCCUGUUUAUAGACAUCAGGAGACGGCUGGACGACCUGGAGAAGAGGAUCCUGAGUGAAAUCUCCAGGCAGGAGGAGAAGAUGUCACUGUCUGAUGUCAUCCAGAAGCUGGAGAUAAAGAAGAACGAGCUGUCCAGGAAGAUGAGGGACAUUGAGGAGCUGUGUAACAUGAUGGAUCCACUGACUGUCUUACUGGAUCCAGACACAGGUGACUUGUGUGAUCCUGAGGAGGGGGGAGGUGAUGAGGACACAGGGGGACAUGAUACCACACAUGAUGUAGAUGUGGAUGUGAUUACAGGGAUGUUACAUGCAGGUUUCUCUGAUAUAGUGACAUAUCUACAGACCAUCUCACCCCCCAAACCAAAGAGGCCACAGCCCCCCAGUGUCCGAUCUCUGCCCAGUCAUACACAAGCUUCACCUGUGUCAGGUCCACAAUAUGGGGGCGAUGGUGUAAUAGUCACGACUGGGGGGGAGGGGGCGGCUGCAGGAGAGGGAGGGGUCUAUGGGCAGGGUCCUGCAGACAUAUUACUGGAUGUAAACACAGCUGGUUAUAAUCUCCUUAUAUCAGACGACAUGAAAACUGCAACCUGGACAAUUACAAAGCAGAAUCAUCCAGAAACAGCAGAGAGAUUCCAGGAUUAUUAUCAGGUGAUGAGCAGCGGGAGAUUCUCCUCAGGACGACAUUACUGGGAUGUGGAGAUCAGGAGAUCAGAAUUGUGGAGAGUGGGGAUGUGUUAUCCCAGUAUAGACAGGAGGGGACAUCAGUCAGGUAUUGGCAAUAAUAACAAGUCCUGGUGUUUAGUUGGAGGGCGGUGGUGUAAUAAUCAUUGUUCAGUGAGACAUGACAGUAAAGAGAUCCAGUUACCUCACCAGAUCUCCAGUGAUAGAUUCAGGAUCUGUCUAGAUUAUGAGGCCGGGCAGCUGUCCUUUUAUGAGCUGUGUGACCCCAUCAGACACUUACACACCUUCACCACCACCUUCACCGAGCCCCUUCAUGCUGUAUUAUAUGUAUAUGAUGGUUCUAUAAAGAUAUCAGGGGGAGGAGCAGCUGUGAGGAGACAUCAUCAUAGAGGAAAUCUGCCCAGAGGCUGGUGACAUCACAGGGAGCAGAAUCUGAUUGGUGGAGCAUUUAGCUGCCACAGAUUAUACCAUGUGUUGGGUGAAGGUAUA